AUGUUGUCCUACAAGAUUCUCGUUCUCGCUCUACUAUCCUAUGGCGCCAAGAACGUAGUAGCAGCCAAGCCCCCAGCCACCCUCUUCACAGAGGAGACAUGCCUAGGCGAUUCUUUCGAGGUCGCGGCAGAUGGCAAAUGUGUUCUUCUACCCGAGAAUUUGCAAAAGGAUAUCAGCGCUGCAGAGGUUCCAGAGGAUGUGGUUUGUGACUUUUACACUGAUGAAAAGUGUAAUGAGCCACUUUGGAUUGGAAUGGAGGGUGAGGAUAAAUGCAUGAGCUUCAGUCCAUUGGAGAUUUCGAACAAGACCGUCAGCGUUCACUGCUAUGAUGCUGAUUCGAUUUACGAUUAG
Messenger RNA from Penicillium angulare, 351 nucleotides. RefSeq lists its product as uncharacterized. Bases 1 to 351 code for a protein of 116 amino acids. The record is from RefSeq and is a predicted model, not a curated record. NCBI's taxonomy places the organism in Eukaryota, Fungi, Ascomycota, Eurotiomycetes, Eurotiales, Aspergillaceae. The transcript is spliced from 4 exons.